Molecule: messenger RNA, 10406 nt
Organism: Monodelphis domestica (gray short-tailed opossum)
Lineage: Eukaryota; Metazoa; Chordata; Mammalia; Didelphimorphia; Didelphidae
Gene: NT5C1A
Product: 5'-nucleotidase, cytosolic IA
Biological process (GO): adenosine metabolic process; nucleotide metabolic process
Cellular component (GO): cytoplasm; cytosol
Molecular function (GO): 5'-nucleotidase activity; nucleotide binding; magnesium ion binding
Source: RefSeq, a predicted model, not a curated record
GGACAGAGGGACUGGGAGAUGGAAGGAUCCCUAUUUCCUAGUUAGGGAAAUUGCUGGAGUGAAAUUUCCCCUCCGCUCCCCUCCCUUCCCCUGUCCUCCUCCUCCUCCUCCCCUCUGGCCCUUCCUCUCCCUUCCCAGCCUCUGGCAGGGGCUGGGUGUUUAUUUCAGGAGUUCUGGCCCGGGCUUCGUCGGCUUCUCUUCUCCAUCAGAAUGCCCUCCCCCUCCCUUCUCCUACCAGCCCCCAGCCGGGGGUCACAGCCUGGCUUCUCUCUGUUGGAUCUCAAAGCACUCGUUUGUCCGAUGCCAUUGAAUUUAAGUGAAAGGAAUGGACUAGAGCCUGGGCUCUGGAGUGUAGGGCCGGAGGUUCUCCCAUCCAGGUUUCCUGGAAGCUCUAAUCAUUGACAUUCUCAUUCCAGACUGCCUACCCCAACGGGUCUCCAGAGCUGGCUGGAACAUGGUGGCCACUGGCAUUUAGUCAGCCUGCUAGGGAGGAAGGGAGAGCCUCAGACUGUUGGUCCCCUGUGACAGGUUUAUCCUCUGAAUUUGGGCUGGAGGGGACCUUAUCCAGUGUCUAGUCCAAGUACCUCAUUUAAUUAGAAGAAAUGGAGGUGAAUUGAUAGGCUCAAGACCAGAGAAAAUGGUAGAUCCAGUAUUUGAAUUCAGGCAAUCAAAGCCAAGCCUUCUACUGGAGUAGCCCUGUCUACUGUCUCCUUCCCUACUGCCUACAGUGCCCAUGUCUGUCCUAGCCUCAAAAAGCCUUACUUGUUCUUUCUGUCUCCAUUAUCAUCCCUUAUUUCUUCUGACCUUUAUGGCCAAACUCCUCAAAAAGGCCUUGAUAAUGGGUACUCCACUUUUUCUCCUCUCAUUCCCUUCUUAACCCCUUAUAAUCCUGCUUCUAGUUCCAUCAAUCCAAUGAAACUACUGUCUCUGGAGUUACCAGCCAUUUCUUAAUUGCUAAAUCCUUUUCUCAAUCUUUCUCAGUCCUCUUCCACACUCUCUUCUCUCUCGGUUUCUGGGACACCAUCUCUCCUGGUUCUCCUACCUGUCUGACCACUUCCUUCUUGUCUCUGACAAAUCUGGAGACCCCAACUAAGCAAUAGGAAACACUGACAGAACCUAACUAGGCAGCAGGAAACAAACAGAGCCCAUGGAGAUAGCAGGCCAACAAACAACAGUUGAUUGAUGAUCGCCAAGAACAUUCAACCCCCUAAUACUAUAAAACAGUGAUGGUGAACUUAUGGUGCACAUGCCAAAGAUGGCACCCAGAGCACUCUAUGUGGGCAUGUAGCCACCCCCCUUCCCAGAGUUCAUUACUAGAAUGGCAAAGGGACUUGAGCAAAGCUGCUCCCCUCCCUCUCUCCACCAUGCCUGACUUCUUUUUUUCCACAUUCCCCACCAUUCUGCCCAGCAGCCAAUGGGAGUGCACAGUGCAUAAGGUGGGCAACUCACAGGUGGCAGAGCUGGAGGGGAGCAGAGUGCUCAGGCCACUCCCCUCCUCCUCUUCCACACUUAGUGAGGACAUUCCUCACUUCACCCACCCCUCCGCCCAGCAGCCCAAUGGGAGUGCUUCCUCCCCUAUGUGGAAUAUGGGGGGAUGAGAUGUGCCUGGCACUCAGUAGAAGGGUGGGCAUAGCACUCAGUCUCUAAAAGAGUCACCAUCAUUGCUAUAAGAUCUCAUGAUUCCCACACUCAGGGGGGGACUCUGUAGCCAAUUCUCUUGGCACCGGGCUCCCCCUUGUUACUCCUUUCACUAAUGGGACUCCCUAGCAGGCUCCCCCUUGUCACCCCCUUUCCUCCAUUCCCCCAACCUUGAUGGGACUCCACCUUCUCCUUCCCUCCAUUAAAGCUUUCCUCUAUUACCUUACUCUGCUCAAAGUCCCUUGUGCCAAACUGCCAUCAGUCGGACUGACAGUCUCCUUUGCUGCUUCUUCAUUCUGGUUAUGCCCAAUAACUAAGGAUGCCCCACAGGGUUCUGUCUGGGAUUUUUUUCUCUUCUCUCUUUACACUAUUUCAUUUGGGGAUCUCAUCACUUCCCAUGGAUUUAGUGAUCAGCAUCUCUAGACUGAUGAUUUUCAAAUCUAUUCAUCCUGCCCUAACCUUUCAGCUGGCCUCUGGUCUUACAUCUCCAUCUGCCUUUCAGAUAUCUCAAAUUCAACAAGUCCAAAACCAAAUUCAUUAUCUUUCCCACUACUUUCCCUAUUAAAAAAAAUCCUUACUGUCCUGUGUAUUGGUUCCAAGGAAGAAGAGUGCUAAGGGCUAGGAAAUUGGGAUUAAGUGACUUGCCCAGGGUUACAUAGCUAGGAAGUGUCUGAGUCCAAAUUUGAACCCAGGACCUGACUGUCAAAUCACUGAGCCACUUAGCUGCCCCCUAUUUUCGUUAUUACUGGAGAGGUCAAUGACAUCCUUCCAGACCCUCAGGCUUGCAUCCUGGAUGUCAUCCUCCUCCACUCUUUACUAUUUCUCACCCUCCACCACCACCACCAUAUCUCAGCUCUUACCAAGCCUUUUCAAUUUCUUCUUUUCAACUUCUCUUGAAUACACUCCCUUCCCUUUUCUCACACACCACCACCCUCAUAUUGACCUUCAUUACCUCACUAUCAGACAUGAUUUGAUAAGAGCCAGGGUCUACUAUGACAAAAGGUAGAUCUAUCAGCCCCAAGACUCUCCCCACUCCAGGCCACUCUCCAUUCAGCUGCCAAAAUGAUUUUCCUGCAGUGGGAGUUCUGACCAUGCCACCCUCCUCCUCAAUAAACUUCAGAGGCUCCCUAUUACCUCCAGAGUCAAAUAUAAAGUCCUCUUUGGGGUGUUCAAAGCCCUUCAUAACCCAGCCCACCCCAGCCCCCACCUUUCUAGUCUCCCGACACCUUACUCCUUGACACAUACUCAUUGAUCCAAUGACACUGUCCUGCUUAUUGGAUCUGGAGUGAGAUACUUCCAGCUCUUGGCUGGAGGCGUUUUCUCUGGCUGUCCCCCAUGACGUGCCCCUACUGGCUCCCUUCAAGUCCUAAUAAAAUCUCAUCUUCUAAAGAAAACCCUUCCCAACCCCACUUAAUUUCAGUGCCUGCUUCCUUUUACUUAUUUCCUAUUUAUCCUAUAGCUUGAUUGUACAUAUCUGGUGGUUUUUUUUCUUUUUUAAUCCUUACCUUCUGUUUUAGAAGUUAUAUUAAGUGUUGAUUCUAAGGCAGAAGAGAGAUAAGGUUUAUGGAACUGGGGAUUAAGUGACUUGCCCAGGGUCACACAGCAAAGAAAGUAUCUGAGGUUAGAUUUGAACCCAGGACCUCCUGACUCCAGGCCUGGCUCUAUCUACUGAGCCAUGUAACUGCCCCUGAACAUAUCUUUGUCUCCCUGUGAGCUCCUUGAAGGCAGGGACUGUCUUUGGAUUGUUUUUAUAACUCCAAUGCUUAGCAUAGUGCCUGGCACAUAGUAGGCACUUAAUAAAUGUUUAUUGACAGACUAAUUGACUGAUUGGUCCUCUGAGGGAUUGUAGCUCCUCAUUCCCUGCGAUCCAAACUGAAGAGGGCUUACUGGGAGCAGUCAGAUGCUGAGCUGGAAUAGAUCAUGACUUAAGGACUGUCCAGAAGGCUGUCCAGCAUUCAAGAACUCGGAGGAGCCCAGAGCAUGUCCCCUUUGCUCUCCUCUCUGGAGGCAGCUCUCAGGGUAGACACAGAGCCCCCACCCCUAACUGCCCUAAGCUGCCCUUGGAAUUCCUCGGGGGCCAACCCUGCUUAGCUGGGGCUCCAGGAGGACCCAUAGCUAGAACUUCCCAAGACCUUCAUCCUCUGGGCUCUUAGCCAGGAUGUCCCCCAGGACUCCCUCGCUUGGGAAUUCCAAACGACGCUAGAUUUCCUUUCCCUCCAACAGCGUCCCCCUCUUGCUUCUAGCACCCCUCCUGCUCCACUCUUCUCUCCCCCAAUCCCUGAGAGGGAGUUGAAGGAAGGCCAUCACCCUCUUCUCUUCUACCUUACCAAAGAACAGGAGGCUGAGAAUAAGAGUCCACUAAGUCCAGUCCUGGGAGAGUGGCGUAGCUUCCUUUCUCUCUCCAUAAAUGUGCAGCCCAAGCCAAGACCAAGGUUUGGAAGGGGUUAGCUCUUAUGACCCUAAUUUUCCCCUUAGUCAGCCCCCUCUGGGAAAGGUUUUAGAAGAAAGGAAAAUGAAGAGUGGAUCUCAACCUUCGUUCCUAGGAUGUUCCUAAGAAUUUUGGUACUUGGGGGACAGCUGGGUGACUCAGAGGAUUGAGAGCCAGGCCUAGAGACGGGAGGUCCUGGGUUCAAAUCUGAACGCAGAUACUUCCCAGCUGUGUGACCCUGAGCAAGUCACUUAACCCCCAUUGCCCAGCCCUGACCACUCUACUGCCUUGGAACCAAUAUAUAGUACUGAUUCUAAGAUGGAAGUAAGAGUUUAAAAUAAUAAUAAUAACAAUAAUAAUAAUACUUGUACUUGGGGCACUUUUUGUGGGGGAAAUAUAGUACUAGAGGACAGGAUGGCCUCAAGUCCAGUCCAAGCAAGAGAUGGGUAGAGGAGAGCCCAUCUCUCAGAGAGUGGCCAAAUGGCUUCAUCUGAGAGCAGUUGGCCUGGACAGGUCUAGGAGGAGGGGGAAUGUUGGGGCUCUGGGAAUCCAAGCUUCUGCCUGAUAUCUCUUCAGACACUUUGUCCACCUCCUUCCCUCCUUACCACCCUUUUCUCAGUGUAUAGUCAUUAGAAAAGCAGAUUUUCAGGAAAAUUCUUCCUUUCCCAAAACAGCUUUUUUUGUGUGCCUGAGAUUGAGAAAGAGAGACAGACAGAGGCGGAGACAAACAAAUAUAGAGAUACGGAACAACCAAGUGAUGUGUGUGUGGAUACAGACAGAUAGACAGACAGACAGACAGAUAGAUAGAUAGAUAGAUAGAUAGAUAGAUAGAUAGAUAGAUAGAUAAAUGGAUAGAUGAUAGAUAGAUAGAUGGAUAGAUGAUAGAUAGAUAGAUGGAUGGAUGGAUAAAUGAAUAGGUAGACAGACUGAUAGAUGGAUGAAUAGAUAGAUAGAAGAAUGGAUAGAUAGAUAGAUAGAUAGAUAGAUAGAUAGAUAGAUAGAUAGAUAGAUAGAUGGAUGGAUAGAUAGAUAGAUAAUUGGAUGGAUGGAUGGAUAGAGAGAUAGAUGGAUGGAUGGAUGGAUGGAUGGAUAGAGAGUCUGAGAGACAGACAGAGACAGAGAGGGAAAGAGAGAAAGGGGGAGACAGAGAGAGAGACAGAGACAGAGAGGGAGAGGGAGAGACAGACAGACAGACAGAUAGAGAUAGAGAGAAAGGGAGACAGAGAGGAAGAGGAGAGAGAGAGAGAGAGAGAGGAGAGAGAGAUUGAGGGGGAAGGGAAAGGAGGAGGAAAAGAGACAGAGGGGGAGAGAGAGAGAAAGAUGGAGAUAAAAAGAGAAACAAAAAGAAAGAGAGAGAUUGAGAGGGAAGAAGAGAGGGAGAGAAGAAGAAAGAGAGAAGAACUCUAUUGGAUGAACCCAAGCCCCAGAACGCCAUCACCAUUGCUGUGUCGUCCAAGGCUCUCUUCCGCAUGGAGGAGGAGCAGCGCAUCUACCGGGAGAAGGGCGUAGAGGAGUAUGUUCGGUACCAGCUGGAGCAUGAAAAUGAGCCACUCAGUCCAGGGCCCGCGUUCCCCUUUGUGAGGGCUCUGGAGGCUGUGAACAGCCAGCUUCGGGAACUGUAUCCUGACAGCGAGGACCUCUUUGACAUUGUCCUCAUGACCAACAACCAUGCCCAAGUUGGGGUUCGGCUUAUCAACAGCAUCAAUCACUACAAUCUGUUCAUUGAGAGGUUCUGCAUGACUGGGGGAAACAGCCCCAUCUGCUAUCUGAAGGCUUACCAUACCAACCUCUACCUGUCCUCUGAUGCAGAGAAAGUGAGUGAAGCCAUUGGAGAGGGAAUUGCAGCUGCUACCAUCUUUAGCCCCAGCAAGGAUGUGGCAGUGCCUCAGAGCCAGCUUCGUGUGGCAUUUGAUGGAGAUGCUGUCCUCUUCUCUGAUGAGUCUGAGCAGAUUGUGAAGGCCCAUGGGCUCGACAUGUUCUUUGAACAUGAGAAGACAUAUGAGAACAAACCCCUGGCUCAGGGCCCCCUGAAAGGUUUCUUGGAGGCUUUGGGGAGACUGCAGAAGAAGUUUUACUCCAAGGGCCUGAGGCUCGAAUGUCCAAUCCGCACCUACUUAGUGACGGCACGUAGUGCUGCAAGCUCAGGGGCUCGUGCUCUGAAGACCCUUCGCAGCUGGGGGCUGGAGACAGAUGAAGCCCUGUUCCUGGCUGGGGCCCCCAAGGGCCCCCUGCUGGAAAAGAUUCGUCCUCACAUCUUCUUUGAUGAUCAGAUGUUCCAUGUGGCCGGGGCACAGGAGAUGGGUACUGUGGCUGCCCAUGUGCCCUAUGGCGUGGCCCAGGCCCCUCGGCGGACAGCACCCGAGAGGCAGGCCCCUCCAGCAGCCCAGUAAUCCUCCUGGUCAUUCCAGCAUGAAGAUCUAAAAAAGGCAGAGUGGAGCACCAGAAAGGAUAUGGGCCUCCAAAGAACUGAGUGUGUCUGGGGCUGCAUCCUCUUCUCUGACUUCCCAUCUGUUAGAUGGGAGUCAAUGAUGGCACUACCUGCCUCAUGGGUCCUUGUGAGGAAAGUGCUUUGUUCAGUAUCAAAAUGGGAGCCUUUAUCAUUGUUAUGGACGUUUGGAGCAACCCCAGCUCCACUCUUCCAACCCUCAUGAUUCCAUCUUGUACCCAGCAGCCCUGGGACAUGGGGCCACCACCUGUCCUCCACCCCCAUCUUGCAAUGCCUGCCUCGUUCCCUGGGCAUCCCUCACCCAGCCACCCCACUACCCACGUCCAACCUGUGUGUCUGUCUGCCUGUCCCGGGCAUGAAACCAGAAUGAGAGCAAAGACCUGAGGCCAAAAGAGGGAAUUUCUUAGCUAAAUCCCCAUCUGACAGUAGAUAGGAUCAGGAGAGGAGGAGUCAAAGGAGUCAAAGGAAAACAGCAUCUCUCCCUAGAAUGAGGUUAGCAUCUAGGAUGGGAGAAGCCAAGUUGGAAGUUGGGUUUUCCCACUUAUCACCUACUUGACUUUGACGCAGUCCCCCUCUCCCCAGUCUUAGUUUCUUCACUCAUUAAAUGAGAGGAUCAAACUGAAUGAGCAGUCAGGGAUGGGAGAGCUCAGGGGAAAGAGGAAGAUGUCUCUGGCACAUCUUUUCCUCAGGAUAGAAGGAAUCUGGGAGAUCAUUCAUUCCAAUCUUCUCAUGUAACCCUUGAGGAUACUGGGAGUAACUUGCCCAUAGUUACUCACCUGGAGAACAGUAGGGUCACAAUUCAAACCCAGGACCUCCGAGUUCUUUCUACUACACUUAAAAUCAACUGUUUCCCCCAUAAAUCAGUUCUCAGUCUAGUUUUAGUCCAUUUUCUACCUCCCGUUUGCAAAGCUUUGAUGAUCAAAGGACCUUCUCAAAAUCUAUGAAGUUAAAAAAUACAAUUCCUUCUUUUCUAAUCCUAUUCUUCCCAUUUCUAACUCCCCCCUUUCCAAUUCCCAGUAGUAGGAAGAAUGGGACACUGUGAUGCAUGGAGGUGGAUUCUCACAUGAGGUCCCCCCCUGCUCUGUACAUUUUGUGGUUUUGGAAGAGGGAGCAGGAUAUGAGAGAAACUUUCCCUGGGGUUGUUCACACCGUGCCUGGGGGUUCUAGUGAGCCAUUUGGUGGAGUUGGAGGGUCAACCAAUGGGAACAGAACCAGUGGACACUGGUGGGACCAGCCUAUCAGGUGAUGGGUGAUGAGAGUAAGUAUGGUAAGUGUAGACAGGCUUUUGCUACAUCACGAGGUUCAUUUCAGCUUUCACAUUCUGCGUCCUCUAAUUCCUUCCCAUCCUGACAUUCUAUGUUCUCCCAUUCUGUUUACUCAAGUCUUUUCCUGCUCUAUUUCUGUGACUUGAGGUGAGCUGAAAUAUGGCAGACUCCAUCAGGGCAGAUCAGGGCAGAUAUGGACUGGGCGGAGAAAAAACAGAAAUCAGCAAUGACUGAGUCACCUUAGACAAAGCAGAGCCAGGCUUGUUCUUCCAGAAACCACAGCAACAGAUGGUACUGCAUUCUGAUUGAUGGCUAUGAUUUCAUUAUUUGCUCUGAGCAAAAAGAAUAAGAGACUGGGAGUGGGAGAGAGAGAGAGAGAGAGAGAUUAACAGGAUAAUACAGAAAAGGAACCUGGAAGCUGAGAUAACAGAGUAAGGAAAUAAGACAGAUGACUCUGGGGUUCAGAGAUGGAAGACAGAAAUCAGGAACUGCCAUCACCAAAAGGAAAUCAACAAACAUUUAUUAAGUACCUGCUGUGUGCCAUAUGCAGUGCUGAAGACUGGGUAUACAAAGAAAGGCACUAGGGAUGGGAAGUCCUGGGUUCAAAUUUGCCUUCAAACAUUGCCUAGUGGUGUUACCCUGAACAAGUCACUUAAAUUCAGUUUCCUUAAUUGUAAAAUAGGGAUAAUCACACCUACCCCUGGGAAGUGUUGUGAGGAUUAAAAGAGAUAAUAUUUGUAAGGCACUUAGUAUAGUGCCUGAUUACACAGUAAGUACUAUAAAAAGACUGUUUAUUUACCUUUGCUUUAGGAAAGUCUUUUUAAGAGUAGAAAGGAGGAGGAAUUGAAGUGGGGAGAGACUUGGAGCAGGCAGAUCCACUAUCAGGCGAGGGUUCAGGUCAUGGGGGUCUGCACCAGGGUGGAGGCAGUGUCAGAAAAGAGAAGGGGCAUAUACAAGAGAUGGUAUAAAGGUGGAAUUCAUGAUUGCUGAAUUCUUGUCUAAAGGGAGCCGGGAGAGGAGAACGCUCCUGAAAAUGGGCUGCUUAAAGAAGGCUGAGAGCCUUGAAAUCCCUGCCAAACAAUCAAUCAAAAGACAAUUAGAAAACAAUUAUGAAGAAGGACAUGAUGAUGCCAGAUAUAGCUACUGCUGUGGGAGUUCUACACAUCUGAGAACAGGAAGUGAUUGCAAGAACUGGCAGGCCAAACUGCCUCUCACCCUGAUAAAAGUAGCAACCUUUCUCCCUGGCUGAAGCUACCUCAAGGUGGCAUUUAAAAGCAGAAUCCCCAGACCUCUCCUUGCCUACCCUGAUUCUUGAGAUAUGGCCUCAGGGUUGAGACAACUGGCAGGCAGUUGAAAUCUCCUAGUGGCAUCACAGUAUAAUUCCAGAGACAGAAGAAAAAUAAGGUAGGGUCUUUGGUCCAGAGCUAGCAUGGUCUGUGUGGUCUGGAUCUUCAGGUCCCCCCUUGUUUGUACACAUCCACGUGCUUAACAAGGGCAAUUAGUUAAAAAAAAAAAAGGAAAGAGAAAUAUUGAAAGGAGAGAAAGACGGAAAGACAGAAAGACAGACAGACAGACAGACAGACAGAAAGAAAGACAGACAGAAAGAAAGACAGACAGAAAGACAGAAAGACAGACAGACAGACAGAAAGAAAGACAGACAGAAAGGAAGAAAGAGAGAAAGAGAGAAAGAAAGAAAGAAAGAAAGAAAGAAAGAAAGAAAGAAAGAAAGAAAGAAAGAAAGAAAGAAAGAAAGAAAGAAAGAAAGAAAGAAAGAAAGAAAGAAAGAAAGAAAGAAAGAAAGAAAGAAAGAAAGAAAGAAAGAAAGAAAGAAAGAAAGAAAGAAAGAAAGAAAGAAAGAAAGAAAGAAAGAAAGAAAGAAAGAAAGAUCUGUCACAAGACAUAGGUUCAAAUCCUAGCUUUGGUACUUCCUGGCUGUCAAUUUCCUGAACUGAAAGUCAGUUUCCUCACCCAUGAAAUAGGUAUAUUGAUAUUUGUGCUACCCACCUCAAAAGGUUGUAGGAAGCGAAAGAACUUUAUAAACACUUAGGUACUAUAAUUAUGAAUACAGUAGCAGAAAAAAAUCAAGCAAUUAUAGCCAAAGGAUUUGGGUUCAAAUCCCUGUUCUGCCCCUUAUUAACUGUAUAAUGUUGGGUAAAAGAGUCAGUUUCUCUGUGUAUCUGUUUCCUUGUGAAAUAUGAGGUCAGUGAUUCCCAACAUUUUGGACCCCUUUUAAUAACAAAAAAGUGUUGUAAAUUCUCAAGGUAAUUUAAAAUACUACCCGUAAUAUUAUUUUUGAUUUAUUUGUUGAGGGCUUACAAUAACUAUAAUGAUACCAGGAUCUAAAUUAGAAUUUACGUUAUAUGAUUAUAAUUAUAAAAUACAAGAUUUUAUUCUACUUAUAAUUAUAAAAAACUCUAAAUAUGAUAUAAAACCACAAUCAUAAAACAAUUAUGAAGAUUUUAUAUAGGAAAUUCUGUACGAGUUAAAAAAGACCUAUGUUUACUUUUAUCUGAGAUUUAAUAUAAAAUUUCUUUAUUUUAUACAUUUCAUUGAACAUAAAUAACAUUUUAAUGAAACGAGUUGUGACUUGGAAGACGUUGAACAUAAUAUACUAAUCAUAUCUAAACUA